UAUUGUUGAGUAGAAAGGAACUUAGGAAAGAAGCAAAAUGGUGUAACGUACCAUAAUUUGAAGCACACCCAUGCUCUCUCUCUCUAUGUAGUAUAGAUUACGUGUCUUUCAUUCCCCCCCAAACAACAAAAACCCUUCCAAACCUAUUCGAAUUCCCAUUUCCAUCAUUCUCUAAAAUCUUUCUCCUCGUAAAUUCACCACAAAACCUCCCCUUCUUAUCCUAAAUCCUCCUCCUUAUCAACACCCACAUUCUCUUUAAAGUUAUCGCCUUUUCGUGUUUUUUCAUUGUUUUGGGUCCCUGAAAACUUGAAUCUUCCGUUGAUCUCUGAUUGUGUUUGAUAGGGAAAGAUUCGAUUUUUCGGAGACAAUGACGUGUUGCUCGUGUUUUGGUCCGAGGAGAAGACACGACGUGACGAAGAAUCCAAAUCUCAUCAAAGGCUUUUCCGAUCACAAUUCCAGACCUGACCAACCUUCUGCUAAUAAUCCAGCAAGAGCUUCACAGGAUUCUGAAACACAGCAAGAUCCUAGCAAGCCAACUCAAUGUUUCACAUACCGAGAACUCGCCACCGCUACUAACAACUUCAGGCUCGAAUCUAUGAUCGGACGUGGCGGUUUCGGUUCUGUUUACAAAGGAAUGUUAGAAACUACUCCUGGACAGUUGAAGAAUGUGGCUGUUAAGAUGCUUGAUACAACUGGUCAUCAAGGAGACAAAGAGUUUCUUGUGGAGGUCUUAAUGCUCUCCCUCUUGCGUCACGAGCACCUCGUGACUUUGUUCGGUUACUGCGCUGAAGGAGACCAAAGACUCCUCGUUUAUGAAUACAUGCCUUUUGGAUCCGUAGAAGAUCAUAUCCACGGUUACGGAUCUGAAGAAGAGGUUUUAGAUUUGAGCACAAGGAUGCAGAUAGCGUUAGGAUCAGCCAAAGGGUUAGCGUAUCUUCACAACGUGGCUCAACCUCCUGUGAUCUACAGAGACUUGAAAACCGCAAACAUAUUGCUGGACCACGGAUACAAAGCCAAGCUCUCUGACUUUGGGCUGGCCAAGUUUGGUCCGAGUGGUGACAUGUCUCAUGUCUCCACUAGAGUGAUGGGAACUCACGGGUAUUGCGCGCCGGAGUACGCCAGCACGGGGAAGCUGACGAUGAAAUCUGAUAUCUAUAGCUUUGGAGUUGUGAUGUUGGAGCUUAUCACUGGACGCAAACCUAUUGGGGACGCAUGCAUGGGUGCAAAACGUUUGCUUGUGAACUGGGCACUGCCGUUGUUCAGGGACCAAGAGAUAAGAAAGAUUGCAGAUCCGAUGUUGUCAAUACAAGGCCAUCAUUACUUGGAAGAAGCUGUGGAAAGAGCACUUGUGUUGGCGUACAUGUGUUUGAGAGAAGAUGCAAACGCUAGGCCAACGGUCAAGGAAGUGGUGGAGGCUUUAGAUAACAUAGUUAAGUUCAUAGAGCGGAAGAAGAAGAAGAAGAAAGAGAGCAAUAUUGGAUAUGGAAGAGGAGUGGAGUUGGAGAAGAAAGCUGCAGUGGCGGUGAGCUCACCGAAUGAGACGACGAGGAUGUUGAGUGUAAACGAAAUAGAAGUAGAAGUAGAAGAAGAAGAUGAAGAUUUGGAGAGGGAAAGAGCUGUUGCUGAUGCUAAGAACUGGGCUGAGACUAUGAGAGCGUUGAGGAGACAGAGCAAUGAGCCGCCAAAGCAGACAACUCCUUAGUCCUCUGUUUAUGUUAGGAACUGGUCAUAGUGAUUCAUCCCGAAAUGAAAUAUGGAGAAUGAUUAUAAAAAUGGGGAACUAAAGAGAUUAAU
Molecule: messenger RNA, 1794 nt
Organism: Brassica oleracea var. oleracea
Lineage: Eukaryota; Viridiplantae; Streptophyta; Magnoliopsida; Brassicales; Brassicaceae
Product: serine/threonine-protein kinase CDG1
Exons: 5
Coding region: 368-1702 (444 amino acids)
Biological process (GO): protein phosphorylation
Molecular function (GO): protein kinase activity; ATP binding
Source: RefSeq, a predicted model, not a curated record